UAUCGGACGUCUUUCGGAUCCCAGCCAUCCUAUUUUCCCACCACACAAGACGUUUAUUUCAAAUCAAUGUCCAAAAUCCAUCAAACCUUCCAACAAAUCAAUCAACGGCCAACAGAACCAUGAUGGCGCAAAUCCGAGAAGUCUCUGCUGAAGUAGCGAUGGCGCGUCUCCUCAUGCACCAGCCAGCAUCUGACGACCAAAAAGGUCAGCCCGAAGUCGAGAAAAUCACUAUCAAGGUCGGCACUGGCAAGGAUGCCCGCCAUUUCGAAGUCCAUAAAGACCGUCUCUGUGCCCGGAGCGAGAUCUUCAGAGAUUACCUCGCAAGUAAACCGUCCGUCACAGAGAUUGAUCGCCCCGACGAGGACCCUUAUGUAUUCUCCCUCGUCAUUCAGUACCUCUACAGAGGUACUCUCCCCGACGUCAUCCCCCUUCCUCCAUUCAUCAUCACCGUUGAGCAAAAGACCCAACUCCUCAACUACCUUGGCAGGGUCCGCAAGUCCGAAUACGGAAAGCCAUUCCAACGACCUGCCCGUGAGUUGUGGCCCGAGAUCGCAGAAGCCUACGCCGAAAAGGUCGGCCAGCCGAUUGACCUCCUUACUAUCGAAAUGAACGUCUGGGGAGACUGGUACAACAACCUGGACGAACUGAAGCCCCAUUUCGACCGCUUGUACAAUAACUCAGUCACCUUCAACGGUCUCAACCAUCCGAUCAGCAAUUGCGCUCAUAACCUCCGCCGCCGCAUGUUCUCUUUCAUCGACACUCUCGAGGAGCAGGCAGAGCGUGACACCAACGGCUCAACUUUCACCAGAUCAAUGAAGAAAUCUACUGGUCCUAGCGAAAAGGAAGAGGAAGAGGACGCCAGAAGCAGAGAAGGCCGCCACAACCUGCAAAGGUUAAUCUGUGUCUCCGAGCGCUACCGUCUCGACUCGCUCACAGCAAUCUGCAUGGACGCUCUCACCCAACUCUACAAGACCCACCACCUCUCCCCCUCCGCCCCAUCCAUCUUGUACAUCUACUCGCAGACCAGCGUUGGCUCCAAGCUCCGCCUGUAUGUUUCUCGAUCCCUCGCACAUGCAAUUAUGAACAAGUCGCCAAAUGAUGGUGGAAUUGGAGGUGUUGAGACGGACUGGAUUUGGGAUGUUAUGAAGGAGAAUAAUGAGCUUGGUAUGGACGUGUUGGCUGAGUUGAGAGGAAAGAAUGGGAUGAAGGUUGCGGAGGCGGAGGAUGCUGACCCCUGCGAGUAUCAUUGGCAUGGAGAGGGGGAUAUUUGCACUGCUAAGUUGUAUUGAGUCUGGGGGGAAGCUGGAGGAAAUGGGAAAGGAAUGGAGUUUGAGAUGGUGCGGAUACCCUCGAGGAAUUUCAAUUGCAAACA
Hyaloscypha bicolor E is the source of this 1372-nucleotide messenger RNA. RefSeq lists its product as uncharacterized. NCBI's taxonomy places the organism in Eukaryota, Fungi, Ascomycota, Leotiomycetes, Helotiales, Hyaloscyphaceae. The record is from RefSeq and is a predicted model, not a curated record. Gene Ontology annotation, molecular function: protein binding. The transcript has 3 exons. Bases 120 to 1289 code for a protein of 389 amino acids.